AAGUCAGUCCUUUAUAAAUCUCCCUCUCCAGCCGGCUGCAUUCAGAAUCAGAUGUGCAUGUGUGUGUGUGUGUGCUGGCACAGGGGACCGAACGAACCGAGGAGUGCGUAAACUGAAAAGGACACUGCGUUUGCGUGCUCUGCUCACUUUAACUCAUCACUUACUUACUUUUUCAGUGCGUAAAACAGGUACACGCUUUAUUUAGACAUCAAUUGGAGAUGCGGUUUGCGGAGUAAACGCAAGACUCUUCCAGGACAUAUUUUAGGGGGAAAUUGCGCGGCGCUUUUUUUGGUGAGAGUUUGCGGCGCUCUGAUGCGGUGGAGGUGCGCGCAAAAACCCCGCAGGCGACGCGUCUGUCAUCAACAAGCGCACCAGAAGAGCUUUGAGAAGGAGACACGUUCGAGAGUCAAACCAAUGGCUGUUUUAGCUCUCUGGAGUUGCGUGCGUUUACAGAAAACCGAUCUGGAAUGAAGAUCUCAGCCUUUCUCCAGCACAUAACGGAUCUGACGCGCGCAUCGACUAGAUUCGGAGGUACAACAAUAAUAAUAAUAAACAUACUUUAAGAAAGCUAUUAUAACAGCAUUUCAUCUGCUUAAAAAAAAAACUAAACACAAAAAUGAACUUGUACGUCUUGAGCCUCCUUCUGCUUUUGGAUUUAGCCGCGGUGGCCGUCAGUCUAUCCACUUGCAGCACUCUGGACAUGGACCAGUUCAAGAAGAAGCGCAUCGAGGCCAUCCGCGGGCAGAUACUGAGUAAACUGAAGCUGAGCAGUCCUCCUGAGAUCUACCCCGAGCCCGAGGAGGUGUCCCGGGACAUCAUCGCCAUCUAUAACAGCACACGGGACCUGCUGCAGGAGAAAGCCAACGAGCGCGCGGCCACAUGCGAGAGGCAGCGCAGCGAGGAGGAGUAUUACGCCAAAGAAGUGCACAAGAUAGACAUGCAGCCCUUUUACCCUUCAGAGAAUGUCAUCUUAUCACAACAUUACUACCCAUACUUUCGGAGGCUGAUGUUUGACGUGAGCUCCAUGGAGAAGAACGCCUCAAACCUGGUGAAGGCAGAGCUCAGGAUCUUCAGGCUGCAAAACCCAAAGGCCCGUGUUUCUGAGCAGCGCAUCGAGCUUUACCAGGUUUUAGGGCAUAAAGACCUGGCGUCACCUACUCAGCGAUACAUCAACAGCAAAGUGGUUCGCACCCGGACGGAAGGGGAAUGGCUGUCGUUUGACGUGACGGAGGCUGUCAGCGAGUGGCUGCUACACAGAGACAGAAACAAAGGAUUCAAGAUCAGCCUGCAUUGUCCCUGCUGCACAUUUGUGCCGUCAAAUAAUUACAUCAUCCCCAACAAGAGCGAGGAGCUGGAGACGCGCUUUGCAGGUAUAGACGACAGCUUUGUGAACGGAGGGGAUCUGAAGAUGUUUAAAAAGCGCCGUCACAGCGGUCAGUCUCCACAUUUGCUGCUGAUGCUGCUGCCAUCAUACCGUCUGGAGUCACAGCAUAAGAGCCACAGGCAGAAGCGAGCCCUGGACACCGCUUUCUGCUCCAGGAAUGUGCAGGACAACUGCUGUUUACGCUCGCUCUACAUCGACUUCAAGAAGGAUCUGGGUUGGAGGUGGAUCCAUGAACCCAAAGGGUAUAACGCCAACUUCUGUGCAGGAGCCUGUCCGUAUCUGUGGAGCGCAGACACCCAACACAGCAAUAUCCUUGGCCUUUACAACACCAUUAAUCCAGAAGCAUCUGCAUCUCCUUGCUGUGUGUCUCAGGAUCUGGAACCCCUCACAAUCCUCUACUACAUCGGCAAGACCCCCAAAAUUGAGCAGCUCUCCAACAUGAUUGUCAAGUCUUGCAAGUGCAGCUAGGAACCGAUCUAACUCCACUUCCAUGACUUCCACGCAUUCAGACUGGCAAACACAAUAAUUUAAACCCAAUCACAAACAUGCUGGGCAGGGGGUUGAGAUACAACGGAGUAAUUCCUACAGAAUUAGCUGAGACGUAAAAACACACAUCUGAAAAAUGCGUGUGAACUUUGUGCUGGAAUCGACCCUGUCGGCAUGCGUCACAUCACCCACUCAUCACUCUACGGAUGUGAGUUUGGCAAACACUGGAAGUACGUAAUAGGUGUCUAUAUGUGAAGCAAGCGGAGGAGAAUAUCCCUUGUUCCAUUUAUUUCGAACAAACACUUCUUUCUGUUUUUUAUUGUCAUUGAUGUUGAUUUUGUUUCCAUUAAUAAUUCAGAUAUUGUUUGUUUGACUAUUUGGUAAUAUUUAAAACCCAUGAAAGUGUUCACCAGAGAUGGUGAAGACCUGGAUACUUCUUGCAAAUGUUUGUAGUUGUCGCAAAUGAACUCGUAAGUUUGGCACAAAUAAACCGGGGCUAGAGUUGGCAACAGGAGAUGAAUUAUUCUGGAAAGGUAGAGCAAGGCAUGAUUUAACCACCUUACAUAGUGUAAAAACGCAACAUGCUAUGUUGCUUGUAGCAGCCAAAGACAUUUUGUUCCAAUCAUUUAGGUCAGAAACGUUCUCCACUCACUCAGCUGCAUUCGCGAGUGCCUGGCUAGUAAAAACAUUGCACAAUGUACAGCCUUGCUUUUUCGUGGCUGCAAAAAAAAAAAGAGUUUCCAUCAAAUGCCUGUGCUGGUAAGCUGAAUUUGCAGAUGUAAACAAGUCCACAGCAAGAUUCUCUUUGCUCUGCAAAUAGUCCAUUUGAUACAGAAAGGUGAUGAUUGAAGACGUUUAUGCAAGUGUUCACUGAGAAUGCAAUGUGUUUGUGAUAUUAGUUAGUACAAAACUGAGCUUGCAACUGUUGAAGUCAGAAUUAUUAGCCCCCCUUUUAAUGUAUUUUUGUCCCAAAUGAUGUUUAACAGAGCAAGGAAAUUUUCACAGUAUGUCUGAUAAUAUUUUUUCUUUUGGAGAAAGUCUUAUUUGUUUUAUUUCGGCUAGAAUAAAAGCAGUUUUUAAUUUUUUAAAAGCCAUUUUAAGGUCAAUAUUAUUAGCCCCUUUAAGCUAUAUAUUUUAAUAGUCUCCAGAACAAACCAUCAUUAUACAAUAACUUGCCUAAUUACCCUAACCUGCCUAGUUAACCUAAUUAACCUAGUUAAGCCUUUAAAUGUCACUUUAAGCUGUAUAGAAGUGUCUUGAAGAAUAUCUAGUCUAAUAUUAUUUACUGUCAUCAUGGCAAAGAGAAAAUAAAUCAGUUAUUAGAAAUGCAUUAUUAAAACUAUUAUGAUUAGAAACAUGUGGAAAAAAAAUCUUCUCUCCGUUAAUAAAAAAAUCGGGGGGAAAUAAACAGGGGGGCUAAUAAUUCUGACUUCAACUGUAUAUUUGCAAGUGAAUUAAAACACAUUGUUCUGAUGGAAGUUAAAAAGCGUACAUCUCCCAGAUUCAUCUAGGUGUUUUUUAAUUUAUUGAUUGACACAAAUCAGCUGUAAAGACUCAAAGCAAUCACACACAUUCACACAAAAACUGCAAAAAUAUCAGGUGAAAACAGAAAUCUGUUGGAUAUGAUGUCAAUAUGAACAUGUCAACACUUUCUCACGGCAUUUUGUAACUUUUAUUUAGUGGCUAAUUCAUAUAAAAUCGUACAAUCUCAGUCAUUCAUUUUAUUUUCGGCCUCGUUCCUUUAGUAAUCUGGAGUCGCCACAAUGGAAUGAACCGCCAACUUAUCUGGCAUAUGUUUUAUGCAGCGGAUGCCCUUUCAACUGUAACCCAUCACUGGGAAACAUCUAUACACACUCGUUCACACAUAUACACUACGGACAAUUUAGCAUACCCAAUUCGCAUGUCUUUGGACUAUGGGGGAAACCGGAGCACCCGGAGGAAACCCAAGUAAGCAAGUUUUUCUAUUUGAGUCUCAGCCAUUUACAUGCUUAAUUUUUACAGAAUGCUGAGGGAAACAUUUAGUACAUACAAUCACUGAUCACAUCUUAAGAUGAAACGUAAAUAAACAUACAUACAAUCAGUUGUCAUAAAACAUACAAGCACACAGCAGGUACAAGGUACAGUUGAAGUCAGAAUUAUUAGCCCCCUUUAGAUUUUUUUUCUUUAUUUAAUAUUUCCCAAAUGAUGUUUAAUAGAGCAAGGAAAUUUUCACAGUAUAUCUGAUAAUAUUUUUUCUUCUGGAGAAAGUCUUAUUUGGUUUAU
Molecule: messenger RNA, 4132 nt
Organism: Danio aesculapii
Lineage: Eukaryota; Metazoa; Chordata; Actinopteri; Cypriniformes; Danionidae
Gene: tgfb2
Product: transforming growth factor, beta 2
Exons: 7
Coding region: 617-1852 (411 amino acids)
Biological process (GO): regulation of cell population proliferation; transforming growth factor beta receptor signaling pathway; SMAD protein signal transduction
Cellular component (GO): extracellular region
Molecular function (GO): type II transforming growth factor beta receptor binding; growth factor activity; cytokine activity
Source: RefSeq, a predicted model, not a curated record